This is a messenger RNA of Talaromyces amestolkiae, 2994 nucleotides long. RefSeq lists its product as uncharacterized. Gene Ontology annotation, biological process: GPI anchor biosynthetic process. Bases 1 to 2994 code for a protein of 997 amino acids. Gene Ontology annotation, molecular function: mannose-ethanolamine phosphotransferase activity. The record is from RefSeq and is a predicted model, not a curated record. Gene Ontology annotation, cellular component: endoplasmic reticulum membrane. Lineage: Eukaryota; Fungi; Ascomycota; Eurotiomycetes; Eurotiales; Trichocomaceae. The transcript is spliced from 5 exons.
AUGGCGCGUGUCGGUCGUUUGGGGUUUUUGGCCCUAGCUCUCGCCUUUCAUCUGAUGUACCUCUACUCAAUCUUCGAUAUCUACUUCGUCAGUCCAAUUGUGAGUGGCAUGCGACCCUUCAGCGUCGAGCGUGAAAUCGGAGCAGAAGCACCCGCAAAACGCCUGGUCCUGUUCGUCGGAGAUGGCCUUCGUGCCGAUAAGGCCUUUCAAGCUUUUCCAGAUCCCUCACCACCCGCCGGACUCGAAUCAGAAGACCUCGAUACGCCCAUUCGUCUAGCUCCAUUUGUGCGUUCUCGAGUGCUAGAUCACGGCACCUUUGGUGUUUCGCAUACCCGUGUCCCUACGGAAUCUCGUCCGGGCCAUGUGGCUCUAAUCGCCGGUUUAUACGAGGAUGUCUCAGCUGUGAUGACAGGAUGGAAACUAAACCCAGUCAAUUUUGACAGUGUCUUCAAUAGAAGUCGGCAUACAUGGAGUUGGGGUAGCCCGGAUAUUCUUCCCAUGUUCAAGGAAGGUGCGGUCCCUGGGCGCGUUUCUGCUGAUACAUACCACGAGGAAGCCGAAGAUUUCACUUCGGAUGCAACCCAAUUAGAUAUUUGGGUGUUUGACAAGGUCAAGGAGCUGUUCGCCGAGGCCAAAACGAACCCGGAGCUAAAUGCGCAACUGAGGGAAGACAAGGUUGUCUUUUUCCUUCAUCUACUUGGCUUGGAUACAACAGGUCAUGGUUUCCGGCCGUAUUCCAAGGAGUACCUGAAUAAUAUCAAAAUUGUCGACAAGGGUGUGCAGGAAAUCACCGAGUUGGUUGACGAAUUCUACAACGAUGGAAAGACCGCCUACGUCUUUACGGCAGACCAUGGUAUGAGCGACUGGGGUAGCCACGGAGACGGUCAUCCUGAUAACACGCGCACUCCGCUUGUGGUAUGGGGCUCUGGUGUUGCUACCCCAAAAUACGUGGAAGACGGACAGCCAAACGGACAUGAGGAUGGCUUCUCGUCUGACUGGGGGUUUGACCAGAUCAAGAGACACGACGUGGCGCAAGCCGAUGUUGCCGCUCUUAUGGCCUACCUUGUUGGACUUGAUUUUCCAGUAAACUCGGUCGGUCGACUUCCCCUUGAGUAUCUCGACGCAUCGCCACGAGAGAAGGCACUGGCCUUCUGGGCCAAUACACAAGAAGUCCUGGAAAUGUAUCAUGUCAAGGAAAAACAAAAGAGCCAAAAUCAGCUCAACUUUAAACCAUAUGCACCGAUGGAAGAGGAAGAACUAGGUGCACGCACUUCAGAAAUAGAAACAUUGAUUUUCGAAGGCAAAUAUGCCGAGUCUAUCGAGGUCUCUUCUCAGGUCUUCACUUCCGCUCUUGAGGGUCUUAGAUAUCUCCAAACAUACGAUUGGCUUUUCUUGCGAACGAUUGUUACAGCGGGAUAUCUAGGUUGGAUUGCAUAUGCAAUUACAACCGUCAUCGAUCUUCACGUCCUGCAUGGAUCAUCUGAAGCGCACCGUACUUUCUUCGGCACUUCAGUCUUUGUAUCAAUUCUCGUCGGGUUGUACUCUGUUUUCAUAUAUCAACGUUCCUCUUGGAGGUAUUAUGCGUACGGGGCAUUCCCUGUAUUCUUCUGGGAGGAGGUAUUUGCUCGAAGAAAGGCGUUAACUGCCGGCCGACAAAUCUUACUAAAACAUGUGCACUCUUUUGGUGGUCAUGUUGGAUUUUUCCUCCAGAGUGUAUUGUUCCUGGGGGUGCUAGAAGCAUUGGUUCAAUCAUAUUUCCAUCGAGAAAUAUUCACUGUAUUGUUUGUCCUCGCGGCCUUUUGGCCCUUGCUCUAUGGCACUGGCUUUAUAUCACGCCACCUUGCUCUUACAGGGGCAUGGGCUGUUGGUUGUGUUCUCAUGAGUCUUUUUACUCUAUUGCCCGUGAUCAAAGUCGAAGACACCACAACAAUUACCGUCGGAGGAAUGCUCAUGUUUUUGGCUGGUUUGUUCUACCUAGCCUUUGAAGAAACCAUCACCAAGGGGUCAGGACAUCCAAUCAGCGUCUCCGGAUCUCGCAUAAUCAUGGGAAUACAGUUGGGCAUGAUACUUCUCGCUGUGAUCGUUACACGUUCCAGCGCGUUAUCCCUACAAGCCAAAGCAGGUCUUCCACUGGGCAAUCAGAUCGUGGGAUGGAUUGUCUUGGUAUCGUCGUUACUUCUCCCAUUCGCCCACCGAAUGUAUCCAAAUAGUUACUAUCUGCACCGACUGGUGAUGAUUUUUCUGACCUUUGCUCCGACAUUCGUGAUCCUCACGAUCUCAUACGAGGGGCUUUUCUACUUUGUUUUCUGCAUGACUCUGGCCACUUGGGUCCGGCUAGAGCAUGCUCUAUACAUCCAUCAGAAGCAAUCCACAUCAACAACACCGGCUGUUGACAAAGCUACCACAGCUUCCAAAACAACAACAGUCGACGGCGAAACAUUCUCAUAUCGCGCCCUCACCCUUUCCGACACGCGGGUAGCCCUCUUCUUUUUCUACCUCGUCUUAUCCGCGUUCUUCAGCACAGGCAACAUUGCCUCUGUCUCCUCCUUCUCCCUCGACAGCGUCAACCGCCUCAUCCCCGUUUUUAAUCCUUUCAGUCAAGGCGCCCUCCUCAUUUUGAAACUGAUGAUCCCUUUUGCCGUCAUCAGUGCCAAUCUAGGCAUCCUCAACAAACGCCUUGAGGUCGCUCCGAGCGCAUUGUUCAUGACCGUCAUGACGAUAUCGGAUAUCUCGACGUUGAACUUCUUCUACAUGGUUCGCGACGAUGGCUCGUGGCUCGAAAUCGGCACUACGAUCAGUCAUUUCGUGAUUGCGAACAUGCUUUGUUUUUUUGUUGCCGGAUUGGAGUUUGUGAGCGAGAUGUUUGUCACUGGUGUUGACUUGGGCGAUUCUUCUUCUCCUCCCUCGAAGCUUGCGGCUGUUGUGGAGAAGAUUGCUGAAAGUGAGGAUGCUGAUGUGUCUGGAACUAAUGGCGCUAUUGAGAAGAGUAAUUGA